CAUUUCCGAAGUUGAAGAAAAGGGUUCGCACGGUUUGGCUUCCCUUACCGCCCGAUUAUAUACACACGCACGCACACACACACACAUACACAAUUCAGCGAUCAUUGGUUAGCAUUAGCUGUCGUGCGCUUCGUCUUCACUGUAAUAACCGUCUGCAGAAGCUGCCAUGACAGCUCUCAUCUCGAGGGAAGCAAGAGUUGAAAAAGUUGCAUUUCGCUGCCGUGUGGUAUCAAAGUGAGCGAGGGGACGUUUUGGUGGACACCGCAAAGCUAGGUGAAUGUCUAACGUUACCGACCGACCGAGUGAGGGGAGCGGAGCAACCAAAAUGGCAACCCCCUAUGUCACAGAUGAAUCUGGGAAAUACAUUGCUGCCACUCAGCGACCUGAUGGAACAUGGAGGAAGCCGAGGCGGGUGAAGGAUGGUUAUACCCCCCAGGAAGAAGUGCCGGUCUACGAAAACAAGUUUGUGAAGUUUUUCAAGAGCAAACCUGACCUGCCACCUGGGAUGAACCCGUCUGAGGGAGCUCUGACAAAGCAGCAGCAAAAGAUCCCCGGCUGUGGCGACAGUGAGACAGCCGGUCUCUCAAAGUCCGCCAAACGCAACAUGAAACGCAAAGAAAAACGGAAACAUCAGCAGCACCAGGACGGCGACGUUGAUGCGGAUGUGGACUCGGUGAGCGACGCUGUCGAGAACGUGUCCAUUUCAGACAGCGCAGAGUCUUCAAACAAGACGAAGGCGCCGGUUUCUGUCCCGUCUCCCAAUGAUUUGUCGGCAGAAGCAGCCGAAAAGGCCAAGAAGAUCAAAAACCUGAAAAAGAAGCUGCGGCAAGUUGAGGAAUUGCAGCAGAAGGUGGACUCAGGGGAAAUAACAGAGCCAACAAAGGAUCAGUUGGAAAAGCUGGGUCGGGUUAAGAUCUUACAAGAUGAGUUACAGCAGCUCGAACGUGACUCUUGAAGCAAUAAAGAAAAGGCAGAAGAGUUGAACAGACUACACAUACAAACUACAUAUUCCAAGACAGGGAAGGGACCCUUGCAGCUUUGUGAUCAUGGCUUCCAUUAAACAUAUUCUACCUAUUUGAUAUUCAUGAUGAACUCUGGAAGUGAACACAGUCCCUGCGCCUUUCAAACAGAUCAUGACAGAAAGUCCACGUAGCAGGCACCACAUCAAAACUGACCGGCCUCUUUUCUAGAUUCAGAUCUCCAGAUAACAAUAUGACUCCUGCUCGUACACACUUAUCGGCCAGGCCACUCAUUUAUAAAUAUCUUUUAAAGACAUUGUGAAUUGUUUUGUGCGUGUCUGUCCUUUCCAUUUUGUACCUUUUCGUCACAACGGGUAUUACUCGCGUAUAAAAUAUUUUCUGUUUAAGAGAAUACAGUUUGUUGACUUGUCUGCUCUAAAAAUUAACCCAUUUUUUUGUCAGUGAUCGGAUGGCCUCUUGUAGUCGCACUGAUGUUGAGCCGCUGUCUAUACAGUCAUUACAUUAAUUAAAACUACAUGCUGCAUAAAAUGUU
This is a messenger RNA of Perca fluviatilis (European perch), 1512 nucleotides long. It is a transcript of the gene pym1, whose product is annotated as PYM homolog 1, exon junction complex associated factor. Gene Ontology annotation, cellular component: cytoplasm; exon-exon junction complex. The coding region runs from base 278 to 955 and encodes 225 amino acids. The record is from RefSeq and is a predicted model, not a curated record. Gene Ontology annotation, molecular function: RNA binding. Gene Ontology annotation, biological process: exon-exon junction complex disassembly. NCBI's taxonomy places the organism in Eukaryota, Metazoa, Chordata, Actinopteri, Perciformes, Percidae. The transcript has 3 exons.